AGACUUCACAAACACGACGACAUCUAUACAGAAACAUCACACACAGAAACAGACUCUGGAUAAAUAAUGGCGGAGAAUACAACACCUGAAGAGAACCAGACUGAAAUUAAAAUCAUGAGGAAAAAGCCUCCCCGGCGUGCUGUACACUCUUACAAGACUGGCAACAGACCUACCUUCAAUGAGUACCAGCUUCGCCGGCGUGCUGUACACUCUUACAAGACUGGUGGCAGACCUACCUUCAAUGAGUACCAGUUCCGUUAUGAUCGGCCGCAGAGUCUGUUGGAGAGCAGGAAUAUUCUUCAGAGACUGUCAGAGAAGCCUCUGUCAUUUGUUGGACAAUCUGAAUAUCGGAUCACACCUAUCUUCAGAGAGCACCAGAUCCGUUAUAAGCAGCCACAGAGUCUGUUGGAGAGCUUGCAUGUGUGUCAGAGAUUGGCAGAUGAGGUCAAAAACAUCAGACAGCCUCAGUGGUGUUUUCGACAACCUGAACGUCAGAUCACACCUACCUUCCAGCACCAGCCUCGGUGGUCUGUUAGUCAGUCUGGAUUGUGGAUCACACCGAACUUCAGAACGCACCAGGCUCACAGAAUAUCUGACCUGAAUCUGCUGGAUCCCCGAGAACCCAGAAAGUCCAUGAUGCCAUCCAUUCUUCCUCUGCAGGAGUAUGCGCCCUGGGCUCGGAUGAAUGCUGGGACUGCCUUCAGUCUCGUCUCAGUCUGUGCUUAGAAAUAAAAGAAAAAGAAUCAACAACCACCAAAACAUUAGUUACUCUCAAAGAAUAGUGUUUUCACUGUGCAUGUGUAUCCGUUCCUUUCCUCACGUCACCACCACUGCCAUGUCCCGUUAUUAGCAAACCCUUCAUCCCUCCUGAAAUCAUCCCAGGCUCCUCUACCUUUGGCUCUGCCUUCAACAGGAAGCUGUUCUCCCAUGACCCCAUAAACUGCAGCAAACACCCUUACUCUUUUGUCAGAUAUUCAGUGGUCAUUUUAGCAGACCCUGCAGUUCCGUGCCUGCCUACAAUGACUCUGCUGUUUAUUAAAACUGGGUUAUAUCCAUCAUUUCAAACUCUUCUGGAAUCAUUCAUCUGCUUUUAACAGUGACUGAAAAUACAAUACUCAUCAUAAUACAGAGGCCACAAUAGGAUACAUAUCACAAUACAGAGGCUUCUGUUCAAUACGUAUAACAAUAACAGAGGCCAUGAUGCAGGACAUACAGAUAACUAUUUAAUCGCGAUACACAUUUAAUUGGGGUCAUGAUGUAAUAAACGUCCUACAACAAACUCCAGCUGCUUGUCAUUAUUGUAAACUUUAAACAUAUACAUUAAGAUCCUCAAAACUCCAGGUAAACUAAAAAAUCCCUUUAUAAUCUCUUAGCUAUUCAUUAAUUCAAAUAAAGUUAUAUUCCCCUUUGUAAACCUAAACUGAUCCUCUGUUGUCUCUCUCUUUCUGUUAUUUUUCAUACUUUAUAAAAACUUUAACCUUGAUUUAAAAAAAAAAAAAAAAAACAUAUCAGUGAAUCAUUUUUAUGGAGAGGAAACUCACACCCAGAGAUCAGGGAACAAACUGAUACUGAUCUGUUAUCUUGGAGGAAAAAUAUUUAAAAAUGAUGGCAACUGGACGGUUUCUGUGCUCAGUAAAAACAGAUUUGUUCUGUUUGAUCUGAUGGAGGUUGUCUGUGUUCUCUCUGAUGAAAAGCAUGUUCAUGUCAAUCAAUGAGUUAAUGUCAUUAAUUAUUAUUUUUAAUCACUUCUUAAUGAUUGCACUUUGCCACCUUGACAAUAAAUGGUAUAAAUCACUGUU
This is a messenger RNA of Cheilinus undulatus (humphead wrasse), 1799 nucleotides long. RefSeq lists its product as uncharacterized. The record is from RefSeq and is a predicted model, not a curated record. The transcript is spliced from 10 exons. The coding region runs from base 67 to 726 and encodes 219 amino acids. NCBI's taxonomy places the organism in Eukaryota, Metazoa, Chordata, Actinopteri, Labriformes, Labridae.